UUGGGCACAUUAUGCACGCUCGAGUCGGCACGUUCGAGAUAUUAUCCAGAAAAAGUUGUAAUAAUACAUAGCCGAGGCUUAUGUACGUAUAGUGUAUGUUUAGUGUACAUGUGAAAUUCAAAAUGUUCACCAAGAAGUUCAGGAUAAAAUCGAAUUCUGCAAUCAAAGGCUCAGAUCGCCGUAAACUCCGGUCACAAGUCUCACAACAAUUUGUGCAGCUGUCGGAUGAAGAUGUUGGGCAACUCAUUCCAAAUAAGGAGGACAUGUCGGUGAUGAAACUCUACACACACAGUGGUGCAAGUAUCCUUGUGUAUUGUUUAGGCAAAAACCCAUUGUUUUUUGAGCAGGAGAAACAAUUGUUUCCAACAGUGUACACUUUGUGGAAAUGUCCAAAUAUAUUAGCAUAUUUCACAACAUGGCCACCGGUCUUAGAAAAGUUAAAGGGAGGGGCUGAUCUCAUGUUGCCUGGAGUUGUCGCUAGUAGCCUACCAGCCGUUGGUAAAGGUGACGUAUGCGGUAUCAACCUAGUUGGUAACCAGGCAGCGGUUGCCAUCGGUGUGGCACAUUGGUCAACCGAAGAUAUGAUUGCUAGCGGUAUGCGAGGCAAAGGGGUGUUGACUCUACACACCUAUGGCGAUCAGUUGUGGGCAUAUGGAGACAAAUCUUCACCACCAGAAAUACCCAUGGAAGGAGUAGACCCAUCCUUAAGUACCACAACUGAUGAUGCACAACAAGUAGCAGGUGGUGCAGGAGAAUGCUCUAUGGGAGAUGAUUUAGAGGGCGCCACACAGGUUGCAGAUUGCAGCAGUGGUGUGAAUCAGCUGAGUCUAGAUGUAAGUGACAAUGGAAAUGAUUGUGAGGUUGAAGAGGUGGAGGAGGAAUCAAUGGAAGAAAAAAUAGAAAAAAUGGAUAAUUUGUUGAUGCAGUGUUUUCUGUUCAGUUUGAAGACGUCUGUUAAAAAAAGCAACUUGCCUUUACUAGCCAGUACAUUCUAUGCUCAGCAUAUACAGAAAUGUUGUCCAGCAAAUAAAUCACUUGACAUCAAGAAGUCAAGUUAUAAGAAGCUGUCCAAGUUCUUACAGAUUAUGAAUGACCGAGGGUUGGUAGAGAUCAAAGAACACUCCAAGGGUGUCAGCAGCAUUGUGGGAAUCGACAAGUCACACGAUGAUCUGCGAAGCUUUGUCGUGCCUGAGGAGUUUGAACGCUUAAGAGCAGCAGCAGCUGUUGCAGAUGAGGUUGCCAAGCAGGAGGAGACGGCGCACACAUACCAACCUCCUGAAGUGAUAGAAAUGUUAGGAGUAACAUCAGCUAUGCUACCUAUAUUCCAACCAAGUUACAAGAAAGGAUCUUGGCUUGUACGCAACAUGGUUAAGGAAGUUGUCACGCAGUACAUUAAGGAAAACCAGUUGGUGGAUAUUAACGAUACAAGUAUGAUUGUGUUAGAUCCUCACCUGUCUGAUGCUAUACUGAAUAAAUCUGAGUACAUCACUCACCUGAAAUGGGACCAGGUGUUUGCAAGAUUCUAUGAGAAGAUGCAAGCAGGAUAUCAGGUGCUGUUCCCGGGAGAAGCACCAUGCAGUAAAACUGUCAAGAAAGGCAGGAUACAGCCCAUCAACAUCAAAAUUGAACAGAAAGCUGGAAACAAAAAGGUCACACUGGUAAAUAAUCUUGAAACGUUCAGCAUUGACCCUAAACAAUUCUCACAUGAGGUACAAGUGGGUGUGGCAACAAGUACGUCAGUUUCAUCACUUCCUGGCAAAAAUGCUGGGGUCCAGGUACUGGUACAGGGAAACAAGAUGGACUACAUAGCAUCAUUAUUAAUUGAUAAAUAUGGUUUACCAAGGAAGUACAUAUCCGGUAUUGAAAAGGCUUCGAAAUCUGCAAAGAAGAGGUGAUAAUACUCAUCAUAUUGCUGGCAUGCAUCCCUUCAUUCAUUCCUGCAUACGGGAGAGAUAAUGGUGACAAAUCACACAGAUGCAGACUAAAGAAAUAUAAUUG
Molecule: messenger RNA, 1998 nt
Organism: Anneissia japonica
Lineage: Eukaryota; Metazoa; Echinodermata; Crinoidea; Comatulida; Comatulidae
Product: eukaryotic translation initiation factor 2D-like
Exons: 13
Coding region: 96-1895 (599 amino acids)
Biological process (GO): translational initiation; formation of translation preinitiation complex
Molecular function (GO): translation initiation factor activity; RNA binding
Source: RefSeq, a predicted model, not a curated record